This is a messenger RNA of Durusdinium trenchii, 1456 nucleotides long. NCBI's taxonomy places the organism in Eukaryota, Dinophyceae, Suessiales, Symbiodiniaceae. The record is from the annotation of a GenBank genome assembly.
GAGAACCUGGGCCCUUCACCGGCAGCAUCGAACGAUGUCUGGCCUCGAUGUUUGCUCCAUCGCGGCAUCCCGGACCCACUGCACCACUGGGACAGUGCCUGCGAGGAGCAGGUCUGGAGAGCAAAUGCACUCCCUUCAUGGUUCCCAUGAUGGGCAGCGUGCCAUCCUACGCCUUGCAUGGCCAGGUGGCAGUGGUCACCGGUGGAUCCCGUGGCCUUGGCAAAGGCAUUGCCUUGGAAUUGGCUGCGGCAGGUUGCAUCGUUUAUAUCACUGGUCGAUCAACGUCCUUUCGACAGACAGAGGUCCUGCUUUCGGGAUCUGUAGAUGAGACAGCGGCACAAGCCACGCGGCGCGGGGGCGCAGGCGUCCCGGCCUAUGUGGAUCACACCUUAGACGUUGAUGUGCGGAAGCUGGUGAAAAUCUUAGAGGAGACCCAUGGCCGAGUGGAUUUGCUGGUGAACAAUGCCUUCUUCAUGCCAAAGCCAGAUACGCUCUUUUUUGCGACUCCUGUUUGGAAGCAACCAUGCAGGCUCUUCGAUGAGCAGUUCUGUAUUGGAGCACGGAAUCACGUGGUGCUGACACUGUCAUGCCGCCAUUUGCUGAGUCGGGCUCGCGGUACCGUCAUCAGUGUUUCAGGUUGCCUUGCCGAAGCGGGCGAAGCUCAGCGAAUUCUUCGGGCUUCAUGGGUUUUUCAUCUCCCUCGGGUUCAGCUCGGAUGCCUGGAAGACACGCUCAGAACAACAGCUUCCAACCGGUAUCUUCGGACCACUCAUCCUCGAAGGCAACGCACUGUUAAGAACUUGGGUGUGUCACGGUCUUCCGUGACUCCUGAGGUCAGCUCGGCCGGCUCACAGGGCAACACCGAUGUUUUUCCAGUCUCCUAUCACGCGAACAAGGCCUGCUACGACCGGAUGAUGCUGGCCCUUAGCACAAAAUUCCCGGACGUGCCUAUGCUGACCCUUUGGCCAGGCUCCGUGGCCACCGAGCGUAUGGUCGUGGGCAAGCGGCGGUUUCAAGGUUGGUUGCAAGAUGCCGAGACGCCCAGCUUCACGGGUCGCGCCGUGCUGCUUUUGUCCAAGCUGAGCUUUGAAGCCAAGCUACGACUCAGUGGCCGGACGGUCACUUCCGCCGAGGUCUUGUACAUGGCUGGUGGAUAUGACGUGGAUGGCUACCGACAUGAUCUGCCGCGUGAAACGAUGUUUGCCACCGCACAGAGCUUCCUGCAGGCACCUGCAAAGACUCGCGUGACCGUAUGAGACACGGUCUAUGGAUGUCUAUGGCGGAAGCCGACGUUUUGCUCGCGGUCCUCAUUGUCCCCAGGACGGUGCCAACCUAUUUGUAGCUUAUCAGCCAUGGAGCACACACCAGAUGGCCCACCUCCUGCUCCCAGCACCUCCUGAAGUGUUCAAGAAAUCCAUCCAAAAAGCUGGUGACACCUUUGACGACUGCUGGACAC